Messenger RNA from Plasmodium gonderi, 456 nucleotides. Its product is annotated as inner membrane complex sub-compartment protein 3. The transcript has a single exon. The record is from RefSeq and is a predicted model, not a curated record. The coding region runs from base 1 to 456 and encodes 151 amino acids. Lineage: Eukaryota; Apicomplexa; Aconoidasida; Haemosporida; Plasmodiidae.
AUGGGAAACACCCUUUGUUGCAUGAACAGCGACUUGAAAAACAGUAAAUCAAACAUACAUAUAUACAAAUAUGACCCGCAAGAGAUAUAUGGAGAUUAUGAUGACUGGACACUGGAAAGCUGGGUAGAUAAAUACAAGAAUGGAAAUUCAAUUAAGGUUGCAUUUCCUGAUGGUAAUGAAAUUCAGUGCCAUUUUAAAAUUUUUCUAAAGGAAAGAUAUUUUGAGUUAUCCCUAGAUAAUAAAGUUCGAGUUAUCAAAUUUAAUGACAUUAAUUGUGUACUUCACAGAAAUAGUUGCGAAUCAUUACUAGAAUCUGAACAAAAUUUACUAAAGUCCCCUAAGAUCAUUGGAAUCCGUUUAAUAAGUACACUUAAGGCAAUUGCAUUCGCGAUGGAUAGUCCAGGAGAAGCACGAAUGUUUUACGAGUUUAUAGAAAAGUACUGCUUAAAUGAUUAG